Messenger RNA from Ruditapes philippinarum (Manila clam), 3090 nucleotides. RefSeq lists its product as uncharacterized. Lineage: Eukaryota; Metazoa; Mollusca; Bivalvia; Venerida; Veneridae. Gene Ontology annotation, molecular function: zinc ion binding; ubiquitin-protein transferase activity. Gene Ontology annotation, biological process: positive regulation of DNA-templated transcription. Gene Ontology annotation, cellular component: chromatin; nucleoplasm. The transcript is spliced from 2 exons. Bases 225 to 2960 code for a protein of 911 amino acids. The record is from RefSeq and is a predicted model, not a curated record.
GAAAUUCAAACCGAAAGUUGGAUUUAUUAAAGUGUAGGUUUUGUGUCUUUUAAUUUUCAUGUACUAAUUACUUACGGACCUAAAGUGUAUGUUUGGUUGCUUUUGGCGACGAACCGCUGGUCUUGCAAUUGUUGAAGAAAUGGUGGACACAAAUACUUUUUGAACACAUUUAAUUCGUAAAUCUUGUAAUAAAAAGCUUAAAUCUUGGACAGUUAUAUGUGGCCAUGGAAAGAAGCAUGUGUGAUGCGUGCCAUUUCAGAGGCAAAUUAUCUAGAUCAAUGAGAUAUUGUAAAACAUGCCAAGAAGCACUUUGUCGAGAAUGUGCAGAUGUACAUAAAAGCAGCAAAGGAACAAAGUGCCAUUUUAUCGUUAAUAUAAAAGACUUGAAUGUAUCAUCUGAAGCUGAGCUUGCAUUUCAACAUCUUCAAAAAUGCAUUUAUCACCCUAAAAAAAAUCUUGAAUUCUUUUGUAAGGAACAUUAUCAUUUAAUAUGUAGCUAUUGUGUAUUACAACAUAAAAUGGUCAACUGCCGUGACAUAUUUGAAGUAGCUAAUGGAGGAAACGCAAUUUUAAACACUGAUUUUAUUUACAAAGUAAGGACUGAUAUACAAACAUUGACACAAACAUUCGAACAUGACAAGCAAAGAAUAAGGGCCCAACAGUCAGCUUCUAGACAGGAACACAUGGAAAUGAUACAAACCUUAAAUGAAAUAAGAACUGCAGUACUUGAACGUUUCAAAAGACUAGAAAACGAAAUUCUGUUUGGCGUCCGUUGUGAUGAAGAACGACAAAAUCAGAAUCUUGAAAAUUUUCAAGCAAGAAUCAACAAAAUGCUUCUUCAGGUCAAUGAUGCCUCAGCGCUUCUUGAAAGUACUAUUGAAAACGGCUCAGCAACGGACGUAUUCAAAUGCAUAAUGCUCAUUGGAAAUUUACUUGACAGCUCCAUGAAAGUAAACCAAGGUUUGAAAAUGGAACCAAUUUGGAUUUGCCAGAAUUCGAUUAAAGUGUCAGAUGAAAUGAAGUUGCUUUUAGAUCAGUACAAACCUAUAAUAGAACGUUGUUCACGUUAUGUUCCGUUUCCCGCAUCCGAGUUUUCUCCAUUGAAAACAUCAUUCGCAGAGUUUCUUAAAAUAACAGACAACCAUAGUUUAAACGCCGGCAUGGAUUAUAAAGAUAAUGAAUGUCAUUCUGAAAGUGAGAUGGAAAAUGUAAGAUGUAACCAAGAUUAUAUGAAAGAAAUUAUGUCUUAUGAAGAACAAUGUCAGAUUAUGUCAUGCAGACAACAGACAAACAUACCGAAUACUGACGUAAUGAACUACACCAGAAGUCAUUUUCAGAAACUUGCAUGUCCAAUUCUUCCUCCUUACCCACCACCUUUGAUAAUGCGUAGUAUAGCACCAUUAAAUAUAAUGGUAAUUAAUCCAUUCCAGCCGCCAGCGACAGCUUUUGCAUUGCAUUUGCCUCCAUCAUCUGAAAUUCACCAAAGUCAAGACAAUUUCAGUGCGGAUAAGACUUCAGAAUUGAAUAAUGAAACAAAGUCUAAUUUUGAAUUAAACGUAAUUCCAUCACUUAAGCGUAUUAAUGACGACGACACAGCAUUACGCACAGAUAUAAAGCAAAAUGAAAUUGAACAAUCAAGAAAACCAGAACUGAAGCAGGUCGGGAAUAUCGAUGAUAUCUUUGAUGAUAAAGAAGCUAAUAAUCAGUCCCCACUCGCGGAGCAUUUGUCAGAAUCAUUAAAACUUGAACAUACCAACUGUUUGGAAUCAUCUACAAUAUGUGAAAAGUCAUCGGUAUUUACGACAAAUGAGUAUGAUAAAAGGAACAAAAACACUGUUAUUUCAAAUGAGACAAAUAAACAUAAUGAAAGAGAUAAGGAAGUUGUGUGCUUUCUGGAAAAUGAAAAUAAAAAAGAAGACGAUUUAAAUCAUGACAGAACGUGCAAUUCAAUUUUAAAAGAAGAAAUAAAUAAAAUGGUUAAAAAGCAUAUAAAUGUUGAUGAGCAAAAGAAAAACAAGGACGACAAAGAAAUUGUUGAAACAAUCAGACCAGAAAGUGCUGAACAUGCAAUAUUAAAGUUUGAGAGGCAAAAUCAUGAUUCUGGUGUAUCUGAAGUGUCAGAAAAGGCUGGCACAAGAUUAUCUGAUACGAAAUUUAACAUAACAGGUGAAGCCAAAAUUAAAUUACCAUUGCGAAAAACAAAAACAUUUAAUAUAUCAGUGUUGGCACCAUCGAGUGACAGAAUCAUAGUUUGUGACUAUCAUAAUAAUGAACUUACAACAUUUGAUGCGAAACAACAAGAGCUGAAACACAAAUUUGAGUUACCGGCAAAAAUGAUCAAUAUAGAUCAUUUAAAGGGACAAAUUAUUGCGGCCUGUCAUGAAACUACUGCGAAAAUAUCAAUUAUUUCGUUUGACCCGUCUUUUAAAUUAGUGCGAAUCAUGGACACUCAAUAUAAAGCCAAGUGUGUGCAGUCAGUUGACGAUACAAAUAUGUUGGUUUCUAUGCGUGAUUCUGCCGGUCGUUGGCAUUUACACAUAUUAUCUAAUACUGGACAAGUGGUAGAUAAAUUGAAUUUGAACAGAUCAAUUUUAGACUGUAAAAGCCUAGCUGUUCUUUCUUCUGAAAAGUUCAGAUUCGGUUAUAGAAUUUUACAGUGUUGCUUAACUGCGAAUUCUUUGUUCUGUUUUGAGAAGGAUGGGAAAGAUAUUUUCAAAUUAAAAUUGAAGUCUCCUGAUUGUGUUGCUGUUCAUGACUCUGGUUUCAUUUUUGUAACAGAGAGACAAGGCCGCAUCCAUGUUCUUUCUUCAUCUGGACAGAAACUUUACGAAACAGAGUGUUGUAGUGAUGUUACGAGUAUUGCAAUCACUCCAUCUAUGGACAAGAUUUUACUAACUAGAUCAAAAGACAAAAGUGUUACAGUGUUGUUUAUUGAUAUGAAUAACGAGAACCUGUAUUAACUUGCAAAUUUAGCAAAAAUAUGUCUGUUUUGUUUGUACACAUUAAACAUCUAUAAUUAUAUUUAAAUGUCAAAAUACCGGGAUCAAAAUUUGUAAUAAUGUAAAAAAAUAAAUAAAUUUUAAUUGAUAA